AUGAGUGUUCUGGCAGAUGCAGGGAUAGAGUUCUCCGAGGAGAAGCCGGAGGAUGGGGUUCAGCAUUUGUCGGUGCUGCGAUCCCGGGACAUGGACGGCAAGCGGAUCUACCUGGACGUCUCCGUUCACUAUCGCUUGUCCAAGGACAAGGUGGCCAGCAUCUACCGAGAUAUGCUCACCUUCUACGAAGACAUCUACAUCUCCGAGCUUCGGGAUUCCCUGUCGAAGGCCUGCAACCUCUUCGCGAUUGCCAAUGCCUGGGAGAACUAUACCCAGGUGGUAGACAUCAUGCAGAGCGCCUGCGAGACCUCUCUGAGCGUCUACCACGGGACCUGCUGGGGCUUGCAGCUUUGGGGCAUUCGCUUGGAGUCCAAGUACGAGAGCGCGCUGAUCCGGACGCAGGUCAGGAAGCAAGCGCAGCGCACAGAGCAGAACCGAAAGUUGCACACCGUGGUGCGGGCGCAGACGGAAGUCAUGCUGGCGGAGUAUCGGAAGAACAAGACCAUCAUCGAAGCUCAGGGUGAAGCGGACCGCUACCUCAUCGAGCAGGAAGCCAUGGCCACCGCAGAGAAGAAUUGGAUCGAUGCGCAGGCGAACGCCCUGGAGGUGGUCCGGAACACCGUGCAGCUGAAGAACGUGGAGAUGAACGAUGAGCAGCUGAUCCGGUACCAAAAGAUCGUGAUGCUCAGCAACAAGUCCGCGACCAACUUCAUCAUGAAAGGCACCUCCGACUUGGAUGUGGGCAAAGCCCGCGAGAUCAAGCAGAUGGCACAGGGCAGCCUCUCCGGCAGCGAUGCGCUUCAGAUCGGCUGGGAGGGCAUGGAGAGCAGCUCGUGA
Molecule: messenger RNA, 837 nt
Organism: Effrenium voratum
Lineage: Eukaryota; Dinophyceae; Suessiales; Symbiodiniaceae
Source: the annotation of a GenBank genome assembly